GCGGCAACAAGUGCGGGAAGCCAGUAGGAUCCUGCCCGCCGCCGAUCCCGCCGAGCCGCCCUGCCAGGCGCGGCGCAUGGAGCGUGAGCGGCGCCAGUCGCCGGGCUGAGCCGCGCGGAGCGGCCGGGACGUGGAUGCGGCCGCGCUCUCCCGUCCCCGCCCCGCCGAGCUGGAGCUGCUCCUGGACAAGAUAUGAGAAAUGAGUGUUGGACGUCGAAGAAUAAAGUUGUUGGGUGUCCUGAUGAUGGCAAACGUCUUCAUUUAUUUGAUUGUGGAAGUCUCCAAAAGCAGUAGCCAAGAAAAAAAUGGAAAAGGGGAAGUAAUAAUUCCCAAAGAAAAGUUCUGGAAGAUAUCUAGUCCCCCGCAAGCGUACUGGAACAGAGAACAGGAAAAGCUGAACAAGCGGUACAAUCCCAUUUUGAGCAUGCUGACCAACCAGACGGGGGAUGGCUCUGGGCCUUGGAAUACCAGCCAUCUGAACUACUGUGAACCCGACCUGAGAGUCUCCUCAUUGAUAACUGAUUUUAACAAUCUGCCAGACAGGUUUAAAGACUUUCUGCUGUAUUUGAGGUGUCGAAAUUAUUCACUGAUUAUAGAUCAACCAAAUAAAUGUGCAAAGAAACCCUUCUUAUUGCUGGCAAUUAAAUCCCUCACUCCACAUUUUGCCAGAAGACAAGCCAUUCGGGAGUCCUGGGGCCGAGAAACCAAUGUGGGGAACCAGACAGUGGUGCGAGUCUUCCUGCUGGGCCAGACGCCCCCGGAGGACAACCAUCCAGACCUUUCAGAUAUGCUGAAAUUCGAGAGUGAGAAGCACCAAGACAUUCUUAUGUGGAACUACAGGGACACUUUUUUCAACUUGUCUUUGAAGGAAGUGCUGUUCCUUAGGUGGGUGAGUACCUCCUGCCCAGAUGCCGAGUUUGUUUUCAAGGGCGAUGAUGAUGUUUUUGUGAACACCCAUCACAUCCUAAAUUACUUGAAUAGUUUACCCAAGAACAAAGCCGAAGAUUUGUUUAUAGGUGAUGUGAUCCACAACGCCGGGCCCCACCGGGAUAAAAAACUGAAGUACUAUAUCCCAGAGGUCGUCUACACCGGCGUCUACCCACCGUAUGCGGGGGGAGGCGGCUUCCUGUACUCCGGCCGCUUGGCCCUGAGGCUUUGCAGCAUCACUGACCGGGUCCAUCUGUACCCCAUCGAUGACGUGUACACUGGGAUGUGCCUUCAGAAACUCGGGCUCGUUCCAGAGAAACACAAAGGCUUCAGGACAUUUGACAUCGAGGAGAAAAACAGGAAUAACAUCUGUUCCUAUGUAGAUUUGAUGUUAGUACACAGUAGAAAACCUCAAGAGAUGAUUGAUAUUUGGUCGAGAUUACAAAGUGCUCAUUUAAAAUGCUAAAAUAUAUACAAGCUAAAUUUUGCAUAGAAAGGCAUAUCCGGAUUAGUUCCCAUAUUGUAUUUUCACAUUAGGUAAUUUGUAUGGUAAACCAUCAGAAUUGCCUUUUUAAGUAGUACCCAUUUGAGGGCCGCUAAGCCCUUGAAUUUGGUACUUUUGUGACGAGGGAAAGCAGGCGAUAUUUCUCACGGAGGAUAUGGCAGGAGAUUGGUUCUAAUUGUUUUUACUGGCUAGUGGUCAUUAUUUUCUAAUUUUGCCCCUCUAAUCUGAAUCAUAUUUCUAGAAUUUGACCAUUGUAAGUUGUUUUUGUUUUGCUCCUCUAUGUGAGAAUAUUUCUGCUUCCAUUAUAAUCAUUGAUUUUUUGUAAUUCAGGUAUUUGUGAACUUAUCAGCUACCAAGAUUUUGUUGUUCACGGCCCAGUGGUUUUUGUGAAACGGAAUUAUGUUAUUUUCAUGAGAUUUGGAUGCGUUUUAAAAAUUGUUUAGAAAAUGGACUUCUGUCACUGCCACCCUAUCAGUAUUUUCUUGUUUUAGUAUGAUUAGUUAAUUUUGUAAACCAAUUAUUGUUGUAAGCCAUCCAGUUCAUCUUGUUGUCUAUGGCCACAAAAAGUUGUUUAAUUUUUCUUAAGGUGGUGUCACAGUAGUUACAUAAUUUUAGAAUUUUGAAAUUAAGAAGUGUGAUUCCACAAUGGUCAACUGAAGAUAGACUCUCCGCUGACAACCAUUCAUAUAAACAUAUAAAAUUUCAAUGUAGGUCAGGAAAGUAUAUCUGACUUUUGAACUUGAAGUGCAAAAAUGAAGUUGCAGGUGUUUUAAGUGGUUUGUCAGUUUAAAACUCCAGAAUGGUGUUCUUGCCAUGUUUUCACAUGUUACUUAUACAAAAUUACUAUUCUAGGUAGUGAUUGCUUCCCUGUCGCAGUGUAGAAGUGCCUGUGUUUUUAUUUAUUGUUCAAAUCAAAGACCAAAACAUUUUCUUAAAUAUAUUUUGUGUAAUAUUUUAUUUGUAUACAGUGUUGUUGAUGGAAUAUUUAACUAGAGCAUGAUAUUUUAAAUGUUAAGAUGUAACAUAUGUUAAAUAAAGCUAAUGGUUAUUUUUGAAUUUUAAAAUUCGUUUUUUGGCGUAUGAAACUAGUUGAUAAAUUCUGCCAAACUAUUGCUUACAUGUACUAUCUUGUAACAUGCUUUCUUGAAUUUUUUUUGUGGUUUUAGAAAUGAAGAUCCCUAUCAGAUACAAUAUUGGGGAAAGUAAAAAAGUGGAAAUAAAGUAAUUGUAUUUUUAA
This is a messenger RNA of Cavia porcellus (domestic guinea pig), 2669 nucleotides long. It is a transcript of the gene B3gnt2, whose product is annotated as UDP-GlcNAc:betaGal beta-1,3-N-acetylglucosaminyltransferase 2. Gene Ontology annotation, cellular component: Golgi membrane. The record is from RefSeq and is a predicted model, not a curated record. Bases 200 to 1393 code for a protein of 397 amino acids. NCBI's taxonomy places the organism in Eukaryota, Metazoa, Chordata, Mammalia, Rodentia, Caviidae. Gene Ontology annotation, molecular function: hexosyltransferase activity; UDP-glycosyltransferase activity. The transcript is spliced from 2 exons.